Messenger RNA from Anastrepha ludens (Mexican fruit fly), 1519 nucleotides. Its product is annotated as dynein axonemal assembly factor 1 homolog. Bases 156 to 1457 code for a protein of 433 amino acids. Gene Ontology annotation, molecular function: protein binding. The transcript is spliced from 4 exons. The record is from RefSeq and is a predicted model, not a curated record. NCBI's taxonomy places the organism in Eukaryota, Metazoa, Arthropoda, Insecta, Diptera, Tephritidae.
UUGUUAUUCCACACGCGCGUACUUAUUUUUCAGCUCUUCGCUGGUCUCGUGUUGCUUGGUCCAGUUCGUUUUGACCUAAAUAGCAUUUCUGGUUCACAAUAACUGCGCCACAUAAAUGCAGCUACGCGCCGGUUAUCGCAGAUUAAUCCAUAAAAAUGCCCAAUUUAGAGGCGCCUAUUGGUUACGAUGAAUCUUCGCCCGACAAUUCCUAUUCCGCCGAGGCAGUUGACGAUGUACCGACGGUGGGCGAACCGAUGCAACCACUGCCGGCUGGCGCUGUUGAGAUACGCGUACAACCACCUGAGACACCAGCCAAUGUACGUCGCUUGCCUGUGCUUAGUCCGCAUCCUGUACGCGUACGCCCACUGCCACGCUUCAGCGAUUUCGAUCGUGAUAUAGCCGCGCUAGAGGAGGAGAAUCAUUGGCCUGUGGUGCCGGUGGUACAGCUGUUGCCGAUAAAUUUGCCGCCACAACUGCCCGAACCUUCAUUGGAUGAAUUGUUGCGCCGUGUCACGGGACGCAAUGAUUUGCAUAAUGUAGAAAUAGUGCGUCUGCGCGUCAUCUCCUACUCCAUCAGUUUGGCGCGCUUGCCACUCUUCUUGCCACGGCUGCAGCAUCUUGACUUGAGCGGUAGUGUACUUUGUUCGUUGCGCGAUGUCGGCUAUGGUCUGAUGCAUUUGAAUUAUUUGAAUGUGAGUAAUUGUGGACUGAAUAGUUUCGAUGGCACAAGUGGGCUGCCAGCUGUGCGCACACUUAUCGCCGAUGGCAAUAUGAUACAGCGCGUUGAUCCGCUCACCGAACUGCCUUUACUGCAGCAUCUGAGCGCGCAGAAUAAUCGUAUCAGUGACUUGGGUUUACUUACUUUUCUCGGCUUGUGUCCGAAUUUGCGGGAAUUAGAGUUACUGGGUAAUCCUGUCGUCAAUCUCUCACUCUACCGCACCACAAUGCAACGUAGCGUUCCUACGCUGCGGCUAUUGGAUGGCGCAACUUUGGGAGAGGAGAACGUCACGCAGGCCACAAUUGUCAUUGAAUCUGCCAAUGUUAACUCUUCAACAGAUGGUGAGGUUUCAUCGCUUUCGAGCGAGUUGUACUCCGACUCUUCACACGCCGAAUCGAAUGCGUCGUCAUUGCCAAUUGUGGCUUUAGCUACGCGGAGGCCUGCCACAGCGCCUCAGCGUGCAGCAUCUGAAAGAAGCGGUUCGAAUCAGUUGCAAAGGCCAGCUUCUGUUUCUCAUUCGGCUGAAACGCGUCGUAACUCACUCUCCAUGGGCGCGCCCGUGGUUGGUUCAAUGGUUAGUUUGGCGCGUCGCAACCGGCGCCAGCGUCGUCAGGCUUGGACUACGUCUUCAAAUAGUUCUUCAUCAAACUCAUCCACACACUCACCAUUGGGUAAUGAAAGUUUCGAACUGCGGUUGCCUACGCUGCAACAGCAAAUGUCUAGCGAUAGCAACGACUGAUUGCAGAAUGCAACUAAUCAGAAUAAUAAGCAGUUUAAGGCUUUACAAAAUAAAGAUUUUAA